Odontomachus brunneus is the source of this 2559-nucleotide messenger RNA. RefSeq names its product replication protein A 70 kDa DNA-binding subunit-like. The transcript has 12 exons. The record is from RefSeq and is a predicted model, not a curated record. NCBI's taxonomy places the organism in Eukaryota, Metazoa, Arthropoda, Insecta, Hymenoptera, Formicidae. Bases 240 to 2222 code for a protein of 660 amino acids. Gene Ontology annotation, cellular component: nucleus. Gene Ontology annotation, biological process: DNA replication. Gene Ontology annotation, molecular function: DNA binding.
UAAGCGUGGAUUGCUAUCUACGGCUCUAUAAUCGCCUUAUUACAAUAACAUUACUGGGAGAGGUGUGAAAAUAAUACGCAUUAAGUUGGCGUGCAACGGGAAGCAAGUAUCUGACAUUAAUCAGUGAACGAGAACACUCGAAGAUAGCAGGAGGUCUGUAGUUCGCCACUACAACUGGAAAAUUUAUCUUGCCUAUUCGCCAUUGAGAUUUUCGAUUGUGUUAAUAAUAAUUCGCAGUUAUGAUUGAACUGAGUAAAGGAUCAUUGGAUCAAAUCAUGAGUGGCCAAAACUUCGAGAACUCUGUACUUCAGUUAUUAAGUUACAAAAAACUGCGCGGUGCUACUUCUGAUCAGUAUAGACUGGUUGUGUCUGAUGGAGAAAGAAUAAAUCAAUACACAAUGUUAUCUACUAAAUUAAAUCAUUUAAUUAAAAAUUAUAUUCUCAACAUAUAUACAAUUUUUAAAUUAUUAAAUUAUGAAGUGACGUCAAUGGACAAAGAAAGAAAAGUAUUAAUAAUAAUGAACUGCGAAGUAUUAACUUCUGUCAGAGAAGUUAUGUGCAUGAUAGGAAACCCGACUAUAACGAACAAGCCUCACUCAUCCACUGCUGUACAUCACGAAGUGAUGGAAGACACUAUGCAAUCAAGUACUUCGAGUGAUACAAAUAACUCCUUACGUGUAGAAUCUACAGUUCCAAUUAUAACAUUGGAAGAUACUAUGCAACCAAGUACUUCGAAAAAUACAAAUAACUCCUUUCGUGUAGAAUCUAAUGUUCCGUUUGAAAUGGAAGAUACCAUGCAACCAAAUAUUUCGAGAGAUACAAAUAACUCCUUUCGUGUAAAAUCUACAGUUGAAAUUAUAACAUUGGAAGAUACUACGCAACCAAGUACCUCGGGAGAUAUAAAUAAUUCCUCUCGCGAAGAACCUACUGUUCCGAUUGAAAUGGAAGAUACCAUGCAACCAAGUACUUCGAGAGAUACAAAUAACUCCUUUCGUGUAAAAUCUACAGUUCCAAUUAUAACAUUGGAAGAUACUAUGCAACCAAGUACUUCGAAAGAUACAAAUAACUCUUUUCGUAUAGAAUCUAAUGUUCCGUUUGAAAUGGAAGAUACCAUGCAACCAAGUACUUCGAGAGAUACAAAUAACUCCUUUCGUAUAAAAUCUACAGUUGAAAUUGUAACAUUGGAAGAUACUAUGCAACCAAGUACUUCGAGAGAUACAAAUAAUUCCUCUCACGAAGAACCUACUGUUCCGAUUGAAAUGAAAGAUACCAUGCUACCAAGUACUUCGAGAGAUACAAAUAAUUUCUCUCGCAAAGAACCUAUUGUUCCGAUUAAAUCAUUGAGCCCUCUAAACAGUGGGACAAUUAAAGCUCGCGUAAUCAAUAAAUCUCCAAUCAAAGAGUGGAAGAAAUACAAUAGAAGUGGCGAAUGGUUCUCCACAGAUCUGGUCGACCAAGAUAGUACCAAAAUUAAAUGCAUCGUAUUCAAUGAAUGCGAUAGAUUUCAUAACGACUUAAAGGAUAACAAGGUAUACCAAAUUUCGAAAUACUGCCUGAAACCAAAAAAUCCAAAAUUCAGCAAAUUGCAAAACAAGUAUGAAAUAAAAUUAACCAAGUCUACCAAAAUCGUAGAAUGUUACGAUGAUGGGUGUAUACAGUUGAUGCUCUCCGCUCAACUCGGUGGCAAUUUCGAUGCGCCGCUCCUUACUUUUCAAGAGGCGACCAAAGCAAAACUAGGCGAAAAUCCGUACUCAGAAAAUGUCUUUAUGGUAGUGGCAACAAUUUGUUCAAUUUAUAAGGCACACUUUUAUAAGGCAUGUCCCAACGACAGCUGUAAAAAGAAAAAAAUCGAGCAAGUUUAUAAGACAUUCAAGUGCGGCAAAUGUAACCAAGAAUACAUAAACUUCAUUUAUGGCUUGAGACUGGGGAUAGAUAUAUCAGACUCAACAGGCAGUUAUCACGUGACCGCCUUUAAUAAAGUAGCUGAGAAUAUGUUUAACAUAUCAAUUCAAGCAUUGGGCGAAUUGGAGAAAAACGAUAGCGAUGCCUAUACGGAAAAAAUCAACAAGUUGAAAUUUAAAAGAUACACGUUUGUCUUGAAAAGGAAAGCGCAAAUUUACACAGACGAAUAUACUUGUGAAUCAAUUACGCCAUUAAAACAUCUUAUUUACUCGAGGCAUUUAAUGGCCAAAAUUAACAAACUUCGGCAAAGUAAACCUUAAUUAGCACAAAUCUAGGACAACCUAAAGAUGUCCAGAGAACGUCCUAUAUCCUAAGAACAUCUAUAGGAUAUCCAUAAAAUAUCGUGUGCUGUCUGGGUUCCCAACUGUCUCCAAAUGUCCAAAACUGAGACAUGAGACGUCUUUAAGACAAUUUAAAACGAGAAAUUCAAUGUUGUUAGAUACACGAACAAAUUAAAAUUAUUUUAAUUUUUUAUCUUUAUUAUAAAUUAUUUUAUGAAUGCAAGCAUUGUUAUAAUGAUAAUACACGAAGUAAUAUGAAAUAAUAUGAAAGUAUUAUGAAUAAAUAUAAAGACAUACUGCAUAUCCUUUCUUUUAA